Messenger RNA from Drosophila novamexicana, 9553 nucleotides. RefSeq names its product papilin (gene Ppn). Gene Ontology annotation, cellular component: extracellular region. Gene Ontology annotation, biological process: extracellular matrix organization. Gene Ontology annotation, molecular function: serine-type endopeptidase inhibitor activity. NCBI's taxonomy places the organism in Eukaryota, Metazoa, Arthropoda, Insecta, Diptera, Drosophilidae. The record is from RefSeq and is a predicted model, not a curated record. The transcript has 20 exons. The coding region runs from base 1508 to 9343 and encodes 2611 amino acids.
AUAUUAAAUUGAUUCUUAAGCCAGUGUGCAGCAUGCUUAAGCAAAAGCCACGAAUGUGGCUCAAAAUCAGAGUACGCUUAUCGUACGUCAUAGAGCUCCAAAAAAAAAGAAACGGAAAUAAGAACUGGGAUUAGGCUAUUUUUGGUGUUUGGUGUUUGGUGUUCGUCGAGAUUAUACACGGAAGCUAUAGAAGACUGGAAUGCGGAAAUAAUGGGCAGACAGUAUGACCGAAAUGCUGCAGACUGGGCAAUUCAUGAAUGAACUCGUACAAUUAACACAACUUAGUAAUAGAUACUAGAGACACUCGAUAUGUCGAGGCAAUGCCGUUGAUGAAUUUGUUGAAUGAAUUUGACAGACUGCAGAUCGCCUGCUCUGCAUGUCUAUAUUUGUCUGGGCUGUUAAAAAAAAGAGAAGAAGACAAAUCAGAGUAUAAACAGGCACAUGUGUUUUAGCAGCAAUUAAGCCGAAUUGGCUGCUGUUCCUGCAUAGUAUUGCCAUGUAUAUUAUGACAAGGAUCGGCGGCGAGCAAAGGACCCUUGCUGUCGACAUGUGUUCAUCAGCCACGCUCGUUAGGGGCGUCAAAUGAUCUUCGACUUCAAUUUGAACAUGUGAGUCAACAACGCAGACAGUAAAUCACCGGCCCGGCCUGGUGGGUACUUUCAACAUCCACAGGCACAACCACACACACACGUAUAUGGGGAACACACACGUGCAACGCAUGAAGAUCAGUUGCAAAGUUGCCAAGUUGAAUGAGAGAGAACCAGUUGGAAGUGAAGAGCGAAAUGCAGGCAACAAAAAACUCGCAUCGAACUCAGUCGCUUGUGUUGGCUUCGAGUAGCCGGUUCAAAGAAGGAUCAUACGCAUUAAGAACUUCAAUAAGUGAUCCACAACAAAAAAAGAGAAGUAUAUGCUAUAAUUGCAUAUACGAAAUAAGAAACGCCGCUCGGCAACUGCCUAAGCCCUUUAUCCAGUUUGGGGCUGAUUAGAGACAACACAAAAAAAGCAGCGGAAGCCCAAGCCCGCUGAUCAUGGCGCUAUCGCCACAGUUGCUUUGACGCCGACGUCGACGGCGACGCUGACGGCGACGGCGACGGCGACGCAGAGGCAGCGGCAGCCGCGAUGCUGAGGCAGACGCCGCCUUGUGGUGCUGCAACAGAAUUAGAGCGAUCUGGUCUCGUUCAGUUGGUGGCGUGCGCUCUAGCCCUGCGGGUGUACUGUGAUCGUGAUCUCGAUCGUGAACGUGUGUUGCAAGGACGAUAGCAAGGACGAAGACGACAACGACGCCGCGAGAUUUGUUAGCCUUAUAUGUGUGUCCUUUUUGGCAAUGCGCAGGCGCAAAGUGCAAACGAACGAAUGUGCCCAGUGACAAAUAAGUGUGCCAAAUAAUUAAAACUCAAGUGUGAAACAUUUCAAGUGCCUGUGCAUCAAAAAGCAAACUUCUAAAUAUUUGUGCAGCGCCAAACGCUGUCGAUUAGUAUAAAGCAGCAGCAGCAGCAGCAGCAGCGAAAUGGAUUUAUCGAGGCGGUUGCGCUCAACUGCCUUGAUAGCAUUCAUAGUACUUAUAGGCAUACAAGACUCACAGAGUAGAUUCCCUGGACUACGCGCAAAAAGACAGUAUGGCGCAAAUCUGUAUUUGCCCGCCAGUUCCGUGACGCCUGGCGGCGAGGGCAACGAUCCCAACGAGUGGACCGAUUGGAGCUCACCCUCGGAUUGCUCGCGCACCUGUGGAGGCGGCGUUUCCUAUCAGACGCGCGAAUGCCGCCGUAGAGACUCGAAUGGCGAAGCUAUGUGCAGCGGCGGCAGUCGUCGUUACUAUUCAUGUAACACACAGGACUGUCCCGAGGAGGAGCCGGAUUUCAGGGCUCUGCAGUGCUCGCGCUUCGACGAUACCAAAUUCGAUGGCGUGCUCUACGAAUGGGUGCCCUACACCAAUGCGGCCAAUCCUUGUGAGCUGAACUGCAUGCCCAAGGGCGAGCGCUUCUACUAUCGCCAGAGGGAGAUGGUCGUGGAUGGCACACGGUGCAACGACAAAGACUUGGACGUGUGUGUCAAUGGCCAAUGCAUGCCGGUUGGCUGCGACAUGAUGCUGGGCAGCGAGGCCAAGGAGGACAAGUGUCGCAAGUGUGGCGGCGAUGGCAGCACCUGCAAGACCAUCCAGAACACGUAUACCUCUAGUGAUCUGGCUGCUGGGUAUAACGAUCUGCUGCUCGUGCCCCAAGGAGCCACGAAUAUUCGCAUUCAGGAAUCUUCGCCAUCGAACAACUAUCUGGCCUGCCGCAAUCAGACAGGUCACUAUUAUCUGAACGGCAAUUGGCGCAUUGAUUUCCCACGUCCCAUGUUCUAUGCGGGCUGCUGGUGGAACUAUCAGCGCAAGCCGAUGGGCUUUGCGGCGCCUGAUCAGCUGACUUGCAGUGGUCCCAUAACCGAGAGUAUCUACAUCGUUAUGUUGGUGCAGGACAAGAAUGUGAGCGUUGACUACGAGUACAGCAUCCCGGAAUCUCUGAGCCACAGCCAGCCAGAUGCACACACGUGGACGCAUCGUGAGUUUGGACCUUGCAGCGCGUCUUGCGGCGGUGGAACUCAGUCCCGUCAAGUGACCUGCAACAAUCGCAUUAAUUUACAAGAAGUCGAUGAGGCUUUGUGCGAGGCUCAGAGCAAGCCGGCCGAGAGUCAGGCCUGCGGUACUGAGCCAUGUGCUCCACAUUGGGUUGAGGGCGAAUGGAGUAAGUGUUCAAAGGGUUGCGGAUCUGAUGGCUUUCAAAAUCGCACUGUUAGCUGUGAGCGCAUUUCGUCUGAUGGUGUUCACACGGCGGAGGACGAUGCCGUUUGUCUAAAGGAGGUAGGAAACAAGCCAGCAACAGCUCAGGAGUGCAAUCGUGACGUCAAGAACUGUCCGAAGUAUCAUUUGGGACCCUGGAAGCCCUGCGACAAGCUGUGCGGCGAAGGAAAAGAAACCCGAAAGGUCACCUGUUUUAUUGAGGAAAACGGUCGCAAACGUGUCCUGCCCGAUGGGGAUUGUGUGGAAGAUAAGCCUGAGGUGGAAAGAGCCUGUCUACUGGCACCUUGCGAAGGUGUUGACUGGAUCGUUUCCCAAUGGAGUGGUUGUGAUGCCUGUGGUCAGAAUACCGAAACCCGUACUGCCAUUUGCGGCUCCAAGGAUGGCAAGGUAUACCCGGACAAGUUUUGCGGAUCAAAGGCGCCCGAGUUGUCCAGACCCUGCACUUCUUCAAAGUGCGAGUCGCAAUGGUUUUCGUCCGGUUGGAGCAAGUGCUCAGCAGCAUGUGGAAAGGGCGUACAAUCGCGUAUUGUCCUCUGUGGAGUUUUUGAUGGCAAGAGUAUUAAAACAACAGACGACUCGAAGUGCGAUGCAGCUACGAAGCCAAAAUCGGACCAGGAAUGUGAAGGCGAAGAAAAGGAAUGUCCUGGUCAAUGGUUCACUGGUCCUUUUGGUCAGUGUAGCAAACCUUGCGGUGGUGGUGAACGCGUUCGAGAAGUGUUAUGCUUAUCCAAUGGCACAAAGUCCCUCAACUGUGAUGAGUCUAAGGUUGAAUCAAUUUCUGAAAAGUGUAAUACUCAGCCUUGUACCAAGGAUCAAGUCCUGCCUCUCACUAGCACUGAUAAGCCAGUUGAAGAUGAUGAAGAGGAAUGCGAAGAUGAUGACGAGUUUGAUUUGGUCACCUCUGACGUUACAGAUGAAUCAAAUGUCACAGAUGAUGAGUCAAAAACAAUGUCGACCACAGACGAUUUAAUGUUGAGUGACAGUCCUUAUACAACUUCUGAAGACGCCUCUGCUUCUACCGACAGCACAGUCGAAGGAUCAGGCUCAGAAAGCACUUCUGAUAGUGGAUUCUCAACCGAAGGUAGUGGAGAUGAUGAAGAUACAUCUUCGACGGAUGCAUCUUCCUCUGGAUCCACGGACUUGUCUACUGAAUCAAGUGGAUCUUCUGAUAGUAGUGAUUCGACCUCAGAGGCCUCAUCUUCUUCUGUAUCGGGAGACGCCUCAAGUUCAACGGAUGUUUCAAGCUUCUCAGACGCUUCAACGUCUACUGAUGGUUCUUCUGAAACCACCGGGUCCACCGAUGCUUCCUCCACUGAUGUUACUUCUUCAGAAUCUUCCGACUCGACGGCCACCACCGAAAGUGGAGGUACUACCGAAAGUGUGGCGACUACAGAUACUACGUCUGAAAGCUCAACUGGCUUAUCAAGCUCAACUGGUAGUUCGCUAUCUACGGAGGAAGGAACUACCAACGAUAUCUGGGGCACGUCUGAUUCCGAUGAUGAAUCAAGCACUCCACACAGCUGGGAGACAACUCUUACCCCGACAAAGGAUAAACUACGUAAAUGUAAGCCUAAGAAGAGGAACUGUGAAAAAUCCGAAUUUGGUUGCUGUCCUGAUGGCAAGUCAACAGCCAAGGGACCAUUUGACGAGGGAUGUCCAAUUGCGAAAACUUGCGCUGAUACCGAAUUUGGUUGCUGCUCAGACGGAGUUUCUCCAGCCGAGGGCAAAAGAAACAAGGGAUGUCCGAAAUCUGAUUGCGCGGAUACACUCUUCGGCUGUUGCCCCGACAAAUAUACAGCUGCCGAGGGUGAGGAUAACGAGGGAUGUCCAGAGCCAACAACUUUGCCCCCAACAACAACAGAAGAAUCAACUAUUACCACAUCCACCGAAGUUGAAGGAUCCGGCGAUUCCACUUUGUCAACAGAGUCGGAUACCGCUGUCACGUCUUGCUCUUUCACUGAAUUCUACUGCUGUCCUGAUGGAAAGACACCUGCCAAGGGUGAGAAUUUCGCUGGCUGUCCAGAACAAGAAGAUCGCCAAGGCUGUGAUAAGUCUGAGCACGGUUGUUGCCCAGAUCGUCGUACUCCCGCUGCAGGUCCUAAUGGCCAAGGCUGUGCUGCUUGCACAAGCGAACCAUUCGGCUGCUGUCCAGACAAUCAAACGCCCGCUCACGGCCCACAGGGCGAGGGCUGCUGCAUUAAUACACCUUACGGUUGCUGCCCCGACAACAUCCGAUCUGCAUAUGGCCCCAACUUUGAGGGCUGUGAAUGUCAAGCCUCUCCGUAUGGUUGCUGUGCGGAUCAGAAGACAUCGGCACGUGGACCACAACAGGAGGGCUGCCCAUGUGAGACCACUCCACAUGGCUGCUGUCCCGACAAGAUCACAGCUGCCAGAGGACCCAAAUUUGAGGGCUGCCCUUGUGAAACAAUGCAGUUCGGUUGUUGCCCGGAUGGCCUCUCCUUUGCCAAGGGACCACAUCACCAGGGAUGCCACUGUGCCCAGUCAGAGCACAAAUGCUGUGAGGAUGGCAAGACACCAGCUAAAGGACCGAACUUCGAGGGCUGCACCUGCGUGGAGACCGAGUAUGGGUGUUGUCCAGAUGGUGUUACCAAGGCUCAGGAUGACAAGUUCGGCGGUUGCGAAAAUGUUCAAGAGCCACCGCAAAAGGCAUGCGGUCUACCCAAGGAACAGGGUAGCUGUGGCAACUUUAGCGUCAAGUAUUACUUCGAUACAACCUAUGGAGGCUGUGCUCGUUUCUGGUAUGGCGGCUGUGAGGGUAAUGGAAAUCGUUUUGAGACCGAGGCUGACUGCAAGGACACGUGCCAGGAAUACACCGGACAGCAUGUUUGCCUGCUUCCAAAGAGCUCUGGCCCCUGCCAGGGUUACACCAAGAAGUGGUACUUCGAUACAGAUCGCAAUCGCUGCGAAGAGUUCCAAUAUGGCGGCUGCUACGGCACCAACAAUCGCUUCGACAGUCUCGAGCAGUGCCAGAGCACCUGCGCCAUUAGCGAGAGCUUACCCGCCUGUGAGCAGCCUGUGGAUAGCGGACCGUGCAGCGGCAACUAUGAGAGAUGGUACUACGAUAACCAGACCGAUGUGUGUCGUCCCUUCAGCUAUGGUGGCUGCAAGGGAAACAAGAACAACUAUCCCACUGAACACGCUUGCAGCUACAGCUGUCGCCAGCCUGGAGUGCUUAAAGAGCAAUGCUCACUGCCUAAGCAAACCGGUGAUUGCAGCGAGAAACAUGCCAGAUGGCAGUUCUCCGAAUCCGAGAAGCGUUGCUUGCCUUUCUACUAUACGGGUUGUGGUGGCAAUAAAAACAAUUUCCCCACAUUGGAAUCAUGCGAGGACCAUUGUCCUCGACAAGUUGCCAAGGACAUUUGCGAUAUUCCCGCUGAGGUCGGUGAAUGCGCCAACUAUGUAUUUGCCUGGUACUACGAUACCAAGGAUGCUGCCUGUCGCCAGUUCUACUAUGGCGGCUGCGGUGGUAAUGAGAAUCGUUUCACCAGCGAAGAGGCUUGCAUGGCUCGUUGUGAAAAGAAGCCGGAGCCACCAACUCCUCCGCCAGCGCAGAGCGCCGUGGACGUCUGCGAUCAACCGGAAGAACGCGGCAAUUGUGACAGUUAUUCGCUUAAGUGGAUCUUUGAUAGGUCUAGUGGUGCUUGUCGCCAAUUUUAUUAUGGUGGCUGCGGAGGCAAUGGUAACCGCUUCGAGACCGAAUCUGACUGUCUGCAGCGCUGUGGCAGACAGCAGCCAGAACCACAGCCCCGACCUCAGCCAGAACCACAACCCCAACCCCAACCCCAACCACAGCCGUCAGGAAAUCUGUGUGAUCAGCCAGCAUCUGUGGGCGAUUGCGCUGAGUAUGUGCUCAAGUGGAACUAUAAUUCGACUUUGGGUAGCUGCCAGCAGUUCUACUAUGGUGGCUGCGGGGGCAACGAUAAUCGCUUCGAUACCGAACAGGAUUGCUCUGCGCGUUGCAUUGCAGGCGUAGAUGAGGAACCGCGCCCAGAAUCCGAAACGGAUAAGUGCUUCCGGGCCCCAGAGCCUGGCAACUGUUAUGAGAACACAACGCGCUGGUACUACAAUAGCCAGGAGGGACUCUGCGAUGAAUUUGUUUACACGGGCUGCGGAGGAAAUAACAACAACUUUGCCACCGAGGAGGAGUGCCAGAAUGACUGCCAUCCCGCGCAGGAGACCUGCUCCCUGCCACCAGUGGCCGGACGCUGCAGUGACAUUUCACAGCGGUGGUACUUUGAUGAACGAACCGGUGCCUGCCAUCAAUUUGAGUUCACAGGCUGCCGCGGCAAUCGCAAUAACUUUGUGACCGAAAGUUCUUGCAUAGAGUACUGUCGUCGUGAUCAAUCGCAACCGGAGCCGGAACCAGAACCACCAGCUUCAUUUUCGGUGUGCUCACAACCUCCAGAGGCCGGAGAAUGCGACAACGAGACCACCGCCUGGUUCUACGACAACGAGAAAAUGGCCUGCACAGCGUUCAGCUACAGCGGCUGUGGCGGCAAUGGCAAUCGGUUCGAGACCCGCGACCAGUGCGAACGCCAGUGCGGCGAGUUCAAGGGUGUCGACGUUUGCAAUGAGCCGGUGACAAGGGGUCCCUGCACACAGUGGCAGACCCGCUACUACUACGAUCGCGAUAGCCAGACCUGCCAGCCCUUCACCUAUGGUGGCUGCGAUGGCACUGGCAACCGUUUCAACGAUCUCUAUGAGUGUCAAACGGUUUGUCUGGCCGGCCGCGAGCCACAGCCUUCGGGUGCGGCCAAAGAUAUCUGCCGGCUACCGGUGAUCAUCGGUGUGUGCAACGGCCGCGCGGUACAAGAGCGUCGUUGGUACUACGACGAUGAGCGCGGCACUUGCGUGUCCUUUAUUUACUCGGGUUGCUCAGGCAACCAGAACAACUUCCGUUCCUUUGAAGCAUGCACAAAUCAAUGCGGAAAGCCAGUCGAGAAUGAGAUCGGCAACGAAAUCUCUCCCAGUCGCUGCGAAACCUACGAUAACGAGUGCCGUGAUCUGCGCUGCCCGUACGGCGUGCGUCGGGUGCCCGCCGAAUCGCAGCCGGAGUGCGAGCAGUGCAUCUGCUUGAAUCCCUGCGAAGGCUACCCUUGUCCCGACGGUCAACAGUGUGCCAUUGAUGUGUCCAGCGCCGGUGAUCGCGACAAUCAGUUUGUGCCCGUCUGCCGUGACAUCAACAAGCCUGGUGUCUGCCCACAGUUGGCGGCUAACGCUAGCGAAUGCGCCCGGGAAUGCUACACCGAUGCCGAUUGUCGCGGCGACAACAAGUGCUGCAGUGAUGGCUGUGGACAUCUCUGCGUGGGUCCAGCACGUCCCACACGGCGACCAAAUACUCCGCCGCCGGCAGUCAUUUACCCAGGCGAGGUGAGAGCCACGCUUGAGACUAAGCAGCCGCAGGAACUGGAUGUACAGACCUCGAUUGGCGGCAUUGCAGUAUUACGUUGCUUUGCAACUGGCAACCCGGCACCGAAUAUUACCUGGUCUCUAAAGAACGUGGUGAUUGACACGAACCAAGGACGCUAUGUGCUCACCUCGAACGGUGACCUGACCAUUGUUCAGGUGCGUCAAACCGAUGAUGGAACCUAUGUUUGCGUCGCCAGCAACGGCCUGGGCGAGCCAGUGCGUCGCGAAGUCGCACUGCAAGUAACAGAGCCUAGAGAUGUGCCCGCCUACAUCUAUGGCGAUAAGAACGCCACCCAAAUCGUGCAACUGAACCGACCGGCGUUGGUCCGCUGCCCGGCUGGUGGUCAGCCCGCGCCCCAUGUUAGCUGGUGGCGCAACAAUCACCUCUUCGGCAUGGGCAGUGAGACGAGUCGCGCCGAGAUGAACCGCGACUAUUCGCUGUUCUUCCGCUCGAUACAGUUGUCCGAUCUGGGCCUGUAUACCUGCGACGUGUACAAUAACAAAGGUCGUCCCGUCUCGCUGCAUGUUACGCUUAAGGCGGUAGGUCCAGCACGCGCUGUCAACAAUGAGGAUGCCAAAUACUUGCAGUAUAUCAUUGACCCGGCAACGGCGCCCGUCACCCAAAGGCCCACAUAUCCCUAUAGACCAUCGCGUCCGGUCUAUGUGCCACCCCCUAUUGUGCACGAUCCGAGAAUCGAUGCCCGAGCUGUUAUUGGCCUGGACCCGCAAAAUAGCUACACGCCCGGCUCCACAAUUGCGAUUGGCUGCGCGGUGCAGGGCAAUCCGGCACCCAAUGUCACCUGGACUAAGGACAACACGCCUUUAUACGUCAACGAGCGCAUCCAAAUAACAUCCGACCCGCAUCGCAUGGUCAUCCAUGAUGUUACCACCGAGGAUACCGGCGUCUAUGGCUGCACAGCGCGCAAUGCCUAUAGCUACAGCACUAGCCAGGAGACAGUUACCAUCGAAUCUGUCAUACCGGUAUCGCCCGAAUGUAUUGACAAUCCCUAUUUCGCCAACUGCAAGCUGAUUGUCCAGGGCCAGUACUGUGUGAACAAGUACUAUGCGCAGUUCUGCUGCAGAUCCUGCACAUUGGCAGGCCAGAUAGCGCAGCCUCAUCCUAAUGCGCUUUAAUUCCAUACCAAACUUUAAAGCCUAGCAGCAUUUUUGUUGGACUUCUGCAUUGAAUUGAGUUUAAACCAGAAAAUAUUCAGAAAAUGAGCAAUGUCACAAAACCAGCAGAGAGACCAAAUAAGCCCGCCAAUUGCAUAGCCCACAGAUCAAAUAAAAUAACGAACGUUUUGCUUAGUAAAUACAUAUAUACAUAUACAAAUAUAUAUCCUA